Molecule: messenger RNA, 1860 nt
Organism: Hirsutella rhossiliensis
Lineage: Eukaryota; Fungi; Ascomycota; Sordariomycetes; Hypocreales; Ophiocordycipitaceae
Product: NPL4 family domain-containing protein
Exons: 6
Coding region: 1-1860 (619 amino acids)
Biological process (GO): ubiquitin-dependent protein catabolic process
Cellular component (GO): nucleus
Molecular function (GO): ubiquitin binding; ubiquitin protein ligase binding
Source: RefSeq, a predicted model, not a curated record
AUGCUGCUCCGACUGCGCGGGCCCGAUGGCAUGAUCCGCCUGACGGUCGAGGCGACGACGACGUUUGGGGACUUGGGUCAGCAGCUGCUUCCGCAUCUCCCCGGCUCCGUCGAUGCCACGUCCAUCACCAUGUCCAACGCCCCGACUGGCGGCGACGCCAAGAAGCUCGUCGACAUCGCCACCUUCAAGGUUGGCCAGAUCGGACUCAAGCACGGAGACCUGAUCUUCAUCGAUUACAAACGCACCGGCGAGGCGGCCAACGGAGCGCCAAACGGCAGUGCCCCGCCAAAGGGGUCGUCGCCCGAGAGAAUAGCAAGGCCUUGGGAGGUUGUCAAGCAAUCGGGCCUCGACAACCGCCUAGACAAGCUCGACGGCAAGCUCCCGCGCGGCCGCGAUAGGAUGUGCCGUCACGGCCCCAAGGGCAUGUGCGACUACUGCCAGCCCAUGGAUCCCUUCGACCCGGGCUAUCUGGCCGACAAGAAGAUCAAAUACACCUCGUUUCACUCUCAUCUCCGCAAAGUCAACGCCUCCACCAACAAGCCCGAACUCGGAAGCUCCUACAUUCCCCCUCUGGUCGAGCCCUACUACCGCGUCAGACGCGAUUGCCCGACGGGCCAUCCUCCGUGGCCCGAGGGCGUCUGCAGCAAGUGCCAGCCCAGUGCCAUCACGCUCAAUCCCCAGUCGUUCCGCAUGGUCGACCACGUCGAGUUUGCCUCUCCCUCGAUUGUCGACUCCUUCAUCGACCCGUGGCGCAAGACCGGCGCCCAGCGAAUGGGCUUCUUGUACGGCAAAUACACCGAGUAUGCCGAGGUGCCCCUGGGCAUCAAGGCCGUCGUCGAGGCAAUCUAUGAGACGCCGCAAGUGGACGAGCAGGACGGCAUCACGGUGAACGCGUGGGAGAACCAGCACGAGGUCGACGAGGUUGCAAGGCAGUGCGGCUUGGAGCCGGUCGGUGUCAUCUGGACGGACCUGCUGGAUGCCGGGCACGGCGACGGCUCAAUCUGCUUCUCCUCGAGACUGCAGGCACAGCACCCGAAGCCCUCGAAAUGGAGUGACACGGGCCGGUUCGGCUCCAACUUUGUCACAUGCAUCAUCUCCGGGAACGAGUCGGGCGAGAUCGCCAUCUCGUCGUAUCAAAUGUCCAACGAGGCCGUCGAGAUGGUACGAGCCGACAUUGUCGAGCCCUCGGCAGACCCCCACGUUAUGCUUGUCCGGGACGAGGAGGAGGACGACGGGUCCGUCAGCCGCACGCGGUACAUCCCCGAGGUGUUUUACCGCAAGCUGAACGAGUACGGCGCAAACGUCCAGGAGAACGCCAAGCCUUCGUUCCCCGUCGAGUAUCUCUUCGUCACCCUCACCCACGGUUUCCCUGCCAGCCCCAAGCCCCUCUUCACGCAAACAGGAUUCCCCAUUGAGAACCGCGAGUACAUCGGGGAGAGCCCGGAGCACUCGGCCCUGGCCCGGACGCUCAAGCUCGGCGCCGGCAUGAAGCCGAGCGACAGCCUCCAAGAAGCCUCCAACUUUCACCUGCUCUGCUUCUUGCAUCGCAUGGGAGUCCUGUCAGGGGACGAGUUCGCCCUGCUGUGCCGCGUGGCGAGCCAGCACGACCUCGCCGACUCGUUCCAGCUCCGUUCCACUGAGGGCUGGCAGACGCUGCAGGCCAUCCUCCAAUCGACUGGUGAGCGCAUCCCCACCAAGCGUCGGCGCCAAGACGAGACGGGCCCCUCUUCGCCGUCGUCGUCGUCGUCAUCGUCGCAGAACCUUCCCGUCCACGGGUCGGGUGAGCCGCUUGCUAAACGAUUUGCUGCCUUCAGGCUGAACGAGCGUCCAUGGUCGCCGGGCCGGGGGCCGGUGGAGUGA